ACAUCACGGCGCCUUGAGCGAGGCUCGGGUAGAGAGGCCGACCGUGCUGGAGUCGUCGGCUUGUGGAGGAAGCAGCUGGGAGCUGGCGAGAGCGUGAGCGGGCGGGCAGGCGGACGAGCGAGCGAACCCAGGCUGGGGGGAGCGGCGCACGGCGCGGAGCAGCGCCUGCCCGGGCCGCGGCGGAGCCUCAGUCGGAGGGCAGUCCGAGCGGGCGCCUGGGUCCCCGCCCCCACUCGGCGGGGCAGUGCCCGGUGUUCCCCCGUGCGGGGGUCGGCGGCGGCGGCUGAGCGGACCCCACGGGACCGCGCGGGUGUUGCCACCUCGGCCGAGGAGCCGGCGCGGCCGCGGGACCCUGCGAGCUGGGCCCGGGGCCCGUGACAGACGGGCCAAGGAGGGGAGAGAGGCGGCGGCGGCGCAGGCGACGGGGAGGCAGCGGCGGCGGCGACAACAUGUCAUCCCCCAGUCCCGGCAAGAGGCGGAUGGACACGGACGUAGUCAAGCUCAUCGAAAGCAAACAUGAGGUUACAAUUCUAGGAGGACUCAAUGAAUUUGUUGUCAAGUUUUAUGGACCACAAGGAACACCAUAUGAAGGUGGCGUGUGGAAAGUUAGAGUGGAUCUUCCUGAUAAAUACCCUUUCAAAUCUCCAUCUAUAGGAUUCAUGAAUAAAAUUUUCCAUCCCAACAUUGAUGAAGCGUCAGGAACUGUGUGUCUAGAUGUAAUUAAUCAAACUUGGACAGCUCUUUAUGAUCUUACCAAUAUAUUUGAGUCCUUCCUGCCCCAGUUGUUGGCCUAUCCUAACCCCAUAGAUCCUCUCAAUGGUGAUGCUGCAGCCAUGUACCUCCACCGACCAGAAGAAUACAAGCAAAAAAUUAAAGAGUACAUCCAGAAAUACGCAACGGAGGAGGCCCUGAAGGAGCAGGAAGAGGGCACUGGCGACAGCUCGUCGGAGAGUUCUAUGUCUGACUUUUCGGAAGAUGAGGCCCAGGACAUGGAGUUGUAGUAGAAAAGCAUCUGCUUUUCAGAAAGACUUAUUUCCUAACCAUGAGAAGCAGACUAUAAUAUUCAUAUUUAAACAAAGCAAUUUUUUUUAUUACUAAACAAGGUUUUUAUGAAUAAUAGCAUUGAUAUAUAUAUAUUAUAUAUCACCCUUUAGAUCUUGAUUUCUUGGUCAUUUCUCAACCUGAGGUGCAUAGCAUAUCCCCACAUUCCAUUUCGGUAGCAAUAUGCAGUCCGAAUGCAUGCAUUCAUAAGUCCAUUUGGCCAGGCCAGCCUGCGUGCUGCUCAACUGUCAAGAAUUGCCGCUCCGAUAGGUAAACGUGAGGAAAACUAACAGGAAAAGUCGCUUCUUUUUAUGGAUGGUUCCAAAGAAUAAAACCAGAUGUACCAGUUGUUGGAUGAAGACAGAACAGUGCUUUUCCAGGUGGAAGGGAAAGGCUGAGGAAGAGGCGAGCUCCGGAGCUUGUGAAGCUGGCCUCACACAGCCAGCUGCUCCCGAGAGAGACCGCAGUGGGCAACGGCAGGGUUGGAUGAGAAGUGAGACUUAGAGCUUUUUUUUUUUUUUUUUUUUUUUUUUGGACUCAAAUUUAGGUGCAUUUUUCUAGGUAGAUUCCUGGCCCUCUGUGCAACCAGACCUGUAGCCACAUUGGUUUUGCUUUGAAGACCCUUUGGGAAUGUUUUCUGAACCCAAAUCUUUUUCUUGGUACAGCUUGUCAUCCAGAACUUUUUUUUUUUUUUUUGAGAGAGAGAACAGGACUGGAGGAGAAAAGUGAUGGCUGGUCCCAUUGGAGACCACUGCCCUGGACUGAACUGCAAAAACUGGAAGCAGUUUUUGUUUGGUGUUUUUCUUUUUUUUGUUCCUUUAUAUUUUUCUAUUUGUGUGAAUUGAACUUAGGCAGGUUACAGAUUUAAUUUUACCUACCAAGAGACAGUCUCCUCCCUGGACAAGGCACUCAGUGGACCUUCAGGUGGAGGGAGACUGGCCUGGAGGCUCGAGGCCUGCGCCGUCCUGUGAUCUCGAUUCUCUCUCUGGCAGCUGCUCCUAGCAACAGCCCAGGUGCCCACCACUUAUGGCAGAGGGAAGUGUGGGUAUGUAAGACCUAAAACAUCCUAAUUUUUUUAAAGACAUCCUAAAUUUACAAUGAGUAAGAAUUGAACGCUGUUGUACCCACAGUGGCUUGAGGUGGGAGAACCACUUUCUUCUGUGACUGACUAGGGAGGUGUGAGCCAUGACAGGUUAUAGGCAGGUUGCAAGGGAGGGAGGUCAUCAGCUACCUGCCACGCAGAGUGACCAGCAGUUCCCAUCGGACUCUGGAAGGGAUUUGGAGAAAGUUUAGACGCCGACUCUGUAUUCUUUUUGCCGAAACCGGAACAGUAGAAGUAGCCAAUCCUAAGAGCGUCUGAAGGCAGUGCGUGUCCGGUGGACUGCCUUCUCUUUCUAUGUGUUUAGUGUAGGAGUGCUGUAUUCCACAAGGUCAAGUCGGUGAGCUUGGGAGACACCUCUCUCUCCUUUUUAAUUCAAAAAGCACAAUCAGUCUUUCCUUUGAAAAUCUAUAUGAAGUCCAACUUUUAGCAUGAUUAUUUUCCUAAAUAAAAAGACAAAUAAUCUACUUAUUCUAAGUUAAUUACGGGCAUGAAGCAAAAGGUUUUCUUUGGGGAAAAUGGAGUUCUGUGGGGCUGUGGUCAGUUCACUGUACUGUUCUGUUGGGCACCCUGCCUGUUGGAAGGCGGCUUUAACUGUGUAACGCUGUGCUUACCUGGCGUGCUGUCUUCUGUUUGGGGGAAGGAGGGCCUCUGCAGGCGUGUCCAGCUCGUUUCCCUGGAAGAGGGGCAGUUUGCUCAUGCCAUAACCUUACUGUAGGUGCUACUUAGGGUAGGCUUGAAAUGCUGGGUGGUGACUUUUGAGUUCAAACAAUAAAAAAUUGUAUUUUUUUCAAUACUGUAUAAAAUAGUACUCUAAUUACCUUUCCAAAAAAAGGGGGGGGUCCUGAUGAUUGCUUUUGAUCUUGUUGAAAAAAAAUAGAAAACAAAAAAUCCAACAAAGCCUGACAGAGUCAAUUUUAGGGAAUGGACGUGAGCAGCUACUGCUCUGACUCUCACAAGAUUCCACUCCUCCCCUGCAGACAGAGAGCACACAGCUGACUGGUGCAGAACGGCCAUGCAGAGCCCCAGGGCUCGAGGCCAGGACAGAGGGUUCCCAUCCAGGCAUUCAUGACUGCCCCCAAUCACUACCCUCAACUUCCUGGCACCAGUCCUGGUUCCAUGCUUGUUGCCGCUCUCUGGGCCUUGACUCUGUUGGGAAGUCGGCUUUGCAAGCUUUCUGACCCUUCCUUGCUUCUUGGUGAGGUAGGACUAGAUGACCAUACCAUAGCCGUGGGUGCAAGGGAUCAGAAAUGAAAGUCUGGCUGGGACUCUGAGGACUCCAGGUCCCCAUAGUAAAUGGAUGCGCUCUGGAGUUUGCCUCCUUGGUUACCAAAACCCUCUAGUUGCCUGUGGAUGUACCUCCUAAUACCCAAGGGGGCAUCGACCCCUUUGGAGGCUGAGCACUCCUUCCUUUGAGGGUUAGCAGUAAGUCGGGGCUGUUGCUGACAUUUGCCCGCCCUUUGUACCUACCGUUUUUGAAGUCCUACCUUAUGGUUUACCAGUGGAAGCCAUUCUUUGCCCCCAUUCAGACGACUGGAGCUCUUGCCAAACGCUGACAAGCAAAGUGGCUGCUGCCUGGCAGCCCAAACCUGCCACGUUCCUGUGCCCCCUGGAAGCCCAGGGCUGGGGCCAGUGGGCCGUGUUCUGUGGUUGCCAACGUAGACCCUGGCAGUUGACAUUUUUGUCAGUCUCCACCCUCCUCGAGACUGUGCAGCUUCAACCAGCAUCUCCUGUUGAUGAGAGUUCUCAGAAGUUGCCACAUCUCUCCAGCUCUCAUGCUUUCGUCCACUUCAAGUGCUGUUCUGUUGCCAACCGGCUGAUCUGGGCCCCCGAGGGGUGUAUCUUCUCGGAGGAACUGUGCCCUGGAAGUUGGCCUUGACCUGAUACUUGCAUUUUCUAAGCCACCUUUUGGGGUGGCUAAGAAUCAUGACAGAUCCCCUGCCAGUCUAGUCUCUGGUUCAGUUUUCCGAGAACUGGCAUGUGGCCUCUGUUUUAGUGACUCAGAAAAGUGAAGCCAUUUACAAAAGUUAGCGGAGAGUUUUGCUUUGUUUUGCCUACUUCUAAUUGGGUCAGAGCCUUGCUGAGUGAAAACCAACUCGUUUCUGAUUGGGCACAAAGAACUGCUUUUCUUUUGGACUUCUGAAUCCAUGUUCACCUUCCUUUGGCCACUGAACACGUUGGCCAGCUCUUAGGGAUUGGAUGGAGUAAAGGCCUCCAGGGUCACGGGAGUGCAGCUUCCCACUUGCCUGAGGAAUGGCCCUGGCUCUUGGUUCGGCAGUUACUUGGCUGUGGGCGUGGGAAGAAAUGGCCUUCAAUUACUGAUUGUAUUUGGUACACUUUGUGUGAUACUUGAAGAGAUAAAAGGGACUUACCAGCCCUUAAUUGAAAUCUAAGCUUUUUACCGCUUUCCUCUCCUUGUCCUGUCUCCUCCCUCCCACCUUCCUUGCAUUGUGAUGAUCUAGUGGGCAUGUCUGUCACCUGGACAAAUGCCUCCUCUGACUAUAACCUCUUAAUAGUUGUGUAUAAUGAAAACUGUAAACUUUUUUAAAUAAAAUGUGUAUAUACCUU
This is a messenger RNA of Chionomys nivalis (European snow vole), 4708 nucleotides long. RefSeq names its product ubiquitin conjugating enzyme E2 H (gene Ube2h). The transcript is spliced from 7 exons. Gene Ontology annotation, biological process: ubiquitin-dependent protein catabolic process; protein polyubiquitination. The record is from RefSeq and is a predicted model, not a curated record. Lineage: Eukaryota; Metazoa; Chordata; Mammalia; Rodentia; Cricetidae. Gene Ontology annotation, molecular function: ubiquitin conjugating enzyme activity. Gene Ontology annotation, cellular component: nucleus. The coding region runs from base 450 to 1001 and encodes 183 amino acids.